Sabethes cyaneus is the source of this 600-nucleotide messenger RNA. Its product is annotated as zinc finger CCHC domain-containing protein 10. The record is from RefSeq and is a predicted model, not a curated record. Gene Ontology annotation, molecular function: nucleic acid binding; zinc ion binding. The transcript has 3 exons. Lineage: Eukaryota; Metazoa; Arthropoda; Insecta; Diptera; Culicidae. The coding region runs from base 121 to 600 and encodes 159 amino acids.
UUCGGUUUAAGAUGGCGACUCUCUAAGGCUCUCUAAUUGAGAAGUAAUCGGACAUCAGUACAUCACUACGUGUAUAAAUGGUAUAAAUAAAAUAAAUGGUAUCUAAAUCACAACCAAACAAUGCAUUUAGGAGCAAUAAAGUUAGCUCAGAAACAGAGGGAAGCUAAGCUAGCUGCAGCUUUUCCCAAAGGGAUACGUUGUCAAAAAUGCUUGGAAUUUGGACACUGGAGUUACGAAUGUAAAGGAAAACGAAAAUAUGUUCAUAGGUCUUCGAGAACACAAGUGAUGAAGAAAAAUUUGAAUAAAGUCGACAAUGCCAACAGUGGUCAACCAAAAACUAUAAAUAUCAAGGUAGAUUACGGCACGGCAAAUACAAGCAAAUCAAACAACACUUCAUCGAGCUCUGAAUCAUCAACCUCAGAUAGUAGCGACAGCGAAAGCAGCUCGAGUGGUACUACCAGUAGCAGUGGUAGUAGCAGCAGUAGUAGUAGCGGCGACAGUGAAUCUGAAUCUUCUAACAGUGAUCAACAGGAAUUUAAAACAAAUAAGCAGAAAAAACGUAAACAAGAAAUUAUCAAAAGCAAAACGAAAUAUAUUUAA